AUGUUCGACGACGGGCUAGAAGAAGCUAAGGCGGCUGAGAAGAAAGAGAAGGGGAAGGGCGGCGGUUUCUGGUGGUCGCUGUCGUCGGCGGUUGACGAUGGCGUUCCAGCUUCGCCACGGUGGCAACACCGAUGGUUGGUGCUCGAACUCGUCAAGGUGGCACCAGCCGGCGAUGGGGAUACAAGGUCGGCAACGGAGAUUGUCCAUCGUGAGGGUGACGGCCGGGAAAGGGGAUGUAUAAGGGUGACGGCCGAUACUGUGUCUAGGGAUAGGGUUGUUGACGGGCAAUCAAACAGUAAAUACCCGGCUCCAUGA
Lactuca virosa is the source of this 315-nucleotide messenger RNA. The record is from the annotation of a GenBank genome assembly. NCBI's taxonomy places the organism in Eukaryota, Viridiplantae, Streptophyta, Magnoliopsida, Asterales, Asteraceae.